This is a messenger RNA of Aureobasidium namibiae CBS 147.97, 5505 nucleotides long. RefSeq lists its product as uncharacterized. The transcript has 2 exons. NCBI's taxonomy places the organism in Eukaryota, Fungi, Ascomycota, Dothideomycetes, Dothideales, Saccotheciaceae. The record is from RefSeq and is a predicted model, not a curated record. Bases 1 to 5505 code for a protein of 1834 amino acids.
AUGUCGAAUGACCUCUCCUCAAUCCUCGCCCGCCAUAACCUCAAAGGCAUAAAUGUAGCGAAUUUCUCACCUUCCUCUGCCUCCUCUGCAUCAUCUCAGCGUCCGUCCCCUCAGCAUCAGUCAUAUCAAUACGCUCCUCCUCCUCCGCAACAACCAUAUCAGUAUCCAACAUCGGUACCUCAGCCCAGGGCACAAUAUACUUGGACACCGCCGCAAGGAGGAGGGGGUGCAGCGGUAAGGCCAUCGUUUGCUUGGCCAGCGCCUCCACAGCCGAGAUAUACAAUUGAUCCGAGACAUUAUAGUUAUGAUAUCUGGGGCAAAGCGCCGGUGUUUUCGAUGGAUGAGGAGGACGAGGCUGGGGAAGAGAAUGAGGCAGAAGGGGAGGAAGAAGCUGGAAAAGAGGAAGAGGCAAAGGCAGACGAUGGUGUUCAAGGGACGGGAGAGGUGGCAUUGGAAGGAGAGGAUGCUCAAGAGAACGGACAACAAGACAAUGGUGUUCAAGAGGGGGAAGAGGCAGUCGCUGGAAUGGAGGAAGAGGUGACGGCUGAGGGCAAUGCUCAGGGCAAGGAAGAGGCAGGGGCAGAAGGCGAUGCUGACGCUGCCGCGGGUAUGGAAGAGAGUAUAGAGGCUGAGACGACUGCUGACGAAGUUCUGGCCGAGGAGACAGUGGGAGCGUCGACCCAGGGCGAGAACAUAUCGCUCGAGGGACCGGAACCGGAACUGGACGCUGCCACCAGCGUAACGGAGACUAGCCCUGAUGCAUCAAACGCAGAGCCGCCUUCCGACCUUCCACAAGAUGACGCAUCUUCCUCGCCGGAUGUACUGACGACUACUGGCCCUCCUGUCGAAGAAGUGACAGCAGCUGCGCCAACAGAGAGCACUCCCGGGGAGACCGACGCUGAAGCUCCCUCUGAGCUUGUUGCUUCAAGUGCAGCAGACGCAGCAGCUCACAAGUCAGAGUCCGUGCCAGACGCCGAUGUCCACAAGGAAGUAGAUGAUCAGACUGAUAAGAGAAGUAUAGAGCUUGCGGACACCUCGGUGGAGGAAAUGGCUGCUACUGAGGAGCCUGUAGCCGAGCAGCCUGAUGAAUUUUCAGACCACGAGAGUAGAGGUUUCGAGCCUGCUUCAGAAGUGAAAGAAGAGCCUGUUGAUCCUCCUCAGCAAUUGGAGUCCCAGGCCGAAGAUAUAGGCACGGAUGAUAAAGCGGUAGCCGGAACACCAGAGCCAUCUGAUGGCAAUCCCUCUUCCACAGACCCGAUUCCCGAGGACGCAAUCGCCGAAGACGAGCCUUCGGAUGAUAUACCAGAGGAACCACCGUCAGCGCCGGAAGUGGACGCCAAAACUCCAGAAACGGAGCCAGCUGUAGAUACCGUUUCGACAGAGUCUGACGAUGCUGGCCUCGUGGCAAUCUCACCAGAGUCAGAACACACGCCAGGCUCUGCCCCUAUAGAAGCCUCGAGUGAUCCUGACGAGACUGUUCAGAUUAUAGAUGCCGGCAACGAUGGCUCAACAGACGACACAGCAGCUAUAAUUGUUGUGGUACCUCCCUCUGACGAUACAGCAGCUAUCAUUGUUCCACCACCGCCACCAUCACCAGGCCCGCGUGUGACAAUAGCCGAACCCAUCAAACCUUCAAAGCUCAGUAAGAAAAAAACCAGCUCCAGCAAAUCUAGCAAAUCCCGAAGUUCUGAGAGGCCGAAAGAAAAACCUGUGGAGAUUAUACAGCUUAGAGAGGGCAAGAGCAAGACUAUUUCCAAAGCAAAGAGUAAGAAGAAGAGUAAGAGUGUGUCGAGCAAAGGAGGAGAGUCGUCGGGACCGCCACCACCGCCGCCGCCGCUAACGGUCGUGGAUGUGCCGCCGCGUGCGCCGAGCCCGCCGCCGAACGGGCAUGUUAUAGACUCGGAGGAUGUUGAGGUCGAGGAGACAAAAGUCAUCAAUAUCACUGCCGUGUUAGAUGAUACUGCAUUUCUCCCUGAAGCUGAAUGUGAGGCUAUGGAGAUCAUAGCGGCUGAAGAGGCGCCGAUGGUUGAUGUGCCUGAUCAGGGGGAGACGAGCGCCGAGACAAUGGAGCAGAAAGAAGAGAUAAUCCCAGCCAACGCACUGCUAACACCACCCGAAGUAGAAGCUAUCAUAUGUCCACUGGAGAAUGGAAACCCAGGAGAGGGAGUCGAAUUUGGUGCUGAUGCUGAAAACGAGUCCGUUCUCACUCCUGCGGAAAUCGAUUUAAGCCCGCCAGAAGCCAAUCAUACCUCUGAAAAGCCACAAGCGGACGACCCUGCAGAUGUCAACCCACCUCAAGGCCUUCCUCCACAUACCAGCCUUUCCGAUGAUGGAACCAGCAUUGCAGAACCAAUAACAAUAAAUCCAGAGAACCAUAACGGACCAGAGCCUGUGACUGCAAAAGAACAAACUCAAACUGCAUCUAUAGCAGAGCCUCUUGUCGAAGAGAAUGGCGAAACUGAGACUCCGAUCCCACCGAAUGUCGAGUCGCAGGUCGAUGAAGAACUGGAGAGCGUGGAUGAGCCCUCUGAAGCUGUGAUCGAAGAGACUGUUUCUUCAGACGACACGCACAACGGCGUGGACGAAGCUGAGAGCCAGAACUUAUCCAUUGAACCAGAAAAUCCAGAAGGAAGUAUACCCAAAGACGCUCACGAGGUGGUGCUCGGCCUAGGGACUGUCGAGCCCAAACCAGAAGAGAAUAUAUCCAUUGAGGAAACAGCGCCGAUUGCAGAUACCGAGCCGGCAUCUUCUGUAUCGAUGGAAGAGUCACAACCUGUUUCUUCAGAGAUUGUCAACGAGCCUAAACCGACCUUGAUGGAGUUGGCCGCUCUUGUACUUUCCACUGAAGCAGCUCUGAUGAUCUCGAAGACUACCGCGGUGCCAGAAGCUGCACCUGCCGACACGGACGUCAGUACCACGCAAUCGGCUGCCGUGGAAGAAGCGUCCGAUCCUGUACCCGAAGCGAUCGGCGGCCAAGACAACGAUCUUAAUGGUCAAGCUGUCAUUGUGUUGCUUCCAGACGAUGAAGACACCCUUGAUGUACCUCCAGAAGCCCCCAUGCCUCCGGAGAAAGAGGCACCAGACGCUAAUCUCGAAGCUGGUGAUGCGGGCGAGGCUAACCAACACCAAGAGACAGAAGAGACGUCUGAGCAAAUGGAGAACGAAAAUAUACAGCCAGAACUUUCGCCUAAGGUCGUAGCGCCUGUCGAAGAUGAAGUAGGCGACCGGGAGCCGAAGGUCAAGACGGAAGUUUCUGACAGUCUGGAUCGCAACGCUGAGACACUGGUAGCAGAUGUUAGCAGAGCUUCGGCUACGACCGGCGUUCUCGAUGAGCAAAAUCCAGAAGCAGGGAAGCUCAACACGGAUGCCCUUACGACUGAUGCGCCAGAAGUGUCCGAGCCUCAAACAACGGUUAUAUCAUCGCCGGCUGUUGAGGAGCCGGAUGCAAUUCAGACGGUCGAAGCUCCCCAGCAGUCAAAAGACCAAGAUUUGAGUGACGCGAAUAUAGACGUGGUCAGACAAACUGACGUGCCGGCCUCAGAGGAAGAAGCUCUUGCAGACUCUGUGACGGACACGGAAGUGCACGAUCUCGACACGCCGGUCACGGAAGGGGAUAGCGGCGAGGACGUGAGUGCAACCAGUCCUGCUUCAACUCCUAAGAACAAGACGGAAUAUGCUGAACCUGCUGAAGAGCUCCAACAAGUAGCCUUAGCAGAAGUCAGCACCGAAGCUGAAGUCGCAAAAGAGCUUGUGACUGACGAUGUUGAGGUUGGAAAGCUUGCUGACAACGAGGCACCAACCGGGCCCGUGAUUGAAGAGCCUGCUAAUGAUGUGGCUGAAGGUGUUGUCGCAUCAGAGUCUGUUUUUGAACAAGUCGAAGACGCAAGCAAGCCGUUUGUUGUCGAGCCUGCUGAUUCUGAAGCUCGUGAGACGCCAGAAAAGCACGUCUCUGUGCAUUUCACAGAGUCUCACAACAUUGAAGAUUUUUCUGAGCAGUCCAUUGAAGUAGCACUCGAGUAUAUAUCGGGGAAAGAGGUCGACGCUGUUGUAAACACCAUAAACGACACUGACAAUGCCUCCACCACGACGGUUGGAGCUGGUGCGCAAGCGGAAGACCACGACUUACAAUUGCUAUCUAUGCCCGUGUUGGCCGAAGAAGCGCAAGCCGUCGAAAUCGAAGGCACCAAAACCUCCCAAGGAGCUGGAGAGGAUAUAUCCAAAUCAGAGAAGGAGGAGAAGACCACAAAGGCCGCAGAACCCGUAGAUACUCCAUUGCUCGACGAGACACCAGAAUCUAACGAGAUAUAUAGUCCUGGAGAGCAACCUAUACCGCCUGUAGAAGAAAGCCCAACGGAACCACCAGAGCUUGCAGAGCCCGAAGAGCAACCUGAGCCGGUCGUAUCGGAAGAACCAAUCGAGUCCGAACGAGCAGCUCAGCCAAAUACUCCUACACAAGCGCCCUCCACCGAAGCAGAAGUGUUGCCAGGAGAUUCCGCAUCACAACAAUCGGGUAUCGAGACCUUACGAGAUUCAGAGGCAACGCAUGGGUCGCCUUUGCUCGAAGAACCAGCGGCUGAUAUGCCUGCACCUGUGGAAGAUGCACCGGCAAAGCAGUCUUCGAAGGUCUCGUUCGAAAAACCGCCAGUUGCUCCACAUAGCAGAGAACCAGUCUCACCUCCACGAGAGCGACGCAAGUCUUCCAAGUCAUCUUCCAGUCGCCACAGCUCCUCACGCCACAAGGUCAAGGAUGUCUCGAGUACUGCACCAGACCCAAAGCCAGCGCCACCUUCAACUCGAUCACGUCGACGUAGCUCGACAGCCAAUGCACCUGCACCCGGGCUCUUCCGCACCCCUAGCACCACAAAGCCAAGACCCACUCGUGCAGAACUAGCAGAGCAAGCGGAAAUGAGACGUCGAGAAGCAGAAAUCGCAGCUCGCGAGCAAGAAGUCCAACGCCAGCUCCGGCGUGCCCGCAAACGUGCUGCUGUCGAGGAACAAGAAAGGCGACUGCAAGAAAAGGAAGAGGAGCUAGCAAGACUGGAGGCGAUUGAGAAGGAGCAAAAGAAAGCUAGACGUGAAGAAAAGAAGAGACGUGCUCAAGAAGCUCUGGAGCAAGAACGUGCGGCUCGUGAAAGGACUGAAGAAGAGGCCAGACAAAAGGAGUUUGAGCGAGCAGAACGACGUAGACGUAGAAAGGAGGCUGAGGUGUCUGAUAGUCGACGUCACCGAGAAGAUCGUGCCAAAGCACACAAACAGUCCACUUCGCAUCGAGAGCCACGGAUCAGAGAGACUUCACCAAUACCAGAGCCGAAGGUCAGUAGACACAGGACUGAGGACAUAGGAGCUGAACGCCGAAGAUCAGGAGAUGAGUACUAUAUACGGGAAGUGCCAGCACCAUCAAGAGAUCCAGAACAGAGAAGACAUCGUCGAAGCACUCGUAGGACCUCUGAGAAGAAUGAGAAACCCAAGAAGGGCUUUUGGAAGAGUAUACUGGGCAGAAUAUGA